Messenger RNA from Hypoxylon fragiforme, 807 nucleotides. RefSeq lists its product as uncharacterized. The coding region runs from base 1 to 807 and encodes 268 amino acids. Gene Ontology annotation, molecular function: flavin adenine dinucleotide binding; oxidoreductase activity, acting on CH-OH group of donors. The record is from RefSeq and is a predicted model, not a curated record. The transcript is spliced from 3 exons. Gene Ontology annotation, biological process: secondary metabolite biosynthetic process. Lineage: Eukaryota; Fungi; Ascomycota; Sordariomycetes; Xylariales; Hypoxylaceae.
AUGUACAUCCAUCCAGACGCUGGAUCACUCCAGCAAUGGGCGGAUAUGGUAGACAACAAGUCAUACAUAUUCGAUAGCACGUUCUCAUAUUUUCAAAAGAGUUGCCAUUCCACCCCUCCAGACGUUACCAGCUGGAAUCCUCGUCCAGCACCGCAGUAUAAUACAAAAACCACGGCUUUCUAUGAUAUCGGCAUCCUCACCACUGGCGACUUCAACCGUGACAAUCUGUUGGGGUCUCAGUAUUACACGAACACAGUGGACCCAACCACUGCAACGCGGAGCUCUGCGCAGAGAGCUUUCCUGGGCAUGUAUCAGGCCCGACCCAAUAUCAAGAUAUUCCAGAACGCCUUGACCAAGAAAAUCUUAUCUGACGAACACAAACGAGCGACGGCAGUGACCAUUGACUCCGGCCACAACCUCGAAGACCACGUCAUGUACCGACCCUCUCACCGGGUCCAGCUCGAUACCAUCCACACAGAGACAUAUGAUCCCACAACCAUUAUGCUCAACCUCGUCGAAUACUUCACCAAGGCCCGAGUCCCAUUUGCAUAUACAGGAAUGGACUACGCAGCCUGGGAGAAGAUCCCGCAGAACGUACUCUCCAAGAAAGCCACCACAGCUCUGCCCCAGCGAGCCCCAUCCAUGUCUACUAGGGCGCCCAAAUAUGACGGGUACAACUACAUAACGCUCCUAGUCGCGCCGAUGACUGUGCGCUCGCGCGAGAGCAUGACUAUACAGUCCACGGACACAGCUGACUUUCCACGCUUGACAGCGACAGCGCCGAAAGCGCCCCGACACAAAGCUUAA